GAAUUUUAGAAAAACUGAAAUAUAUAAAAGGCUCUACGAAGAAAAACUUAUUGACCCAAAAAUACAUACCUAUAACCAAAUUUACUAUUGGGCUUUAAAAUUCUCUGCCCAACAAUAUGUCAUCUAUUCAUCUAAUCAACUUCUUUCAUUUUUAAACUUUUUAAAGCAAGAAGAAUUAGUUAAUGAAGGAUUUAAAGUCAUAGUAUACAUCAAAAAUAAUUUUGUACAGGCACUCAGAUUCCUUACCCCUUUUAAUAGUUUAAUACAAAAAGCUGAUAUAAAUGAAAUUAUCAUCGAUUCCACUUAUAAAACAAGCAACCAAAAAUUUGAAUUAUUUUCA
Cetraspora pellucida is the source of this 340-nucleotide messenger RNA. The record is from the annotation of a GenBank genome assembly. Lineage: Eukaryota; Fungi; Glomeromycota; Glomeromycetes; Diversisporales; Gigasporaceae.